Molecule: messenger RNA, 1480 nt
Organism: Oncorhynchus nerka (sockeye salmon)
Lineage: Eukaryota; Metazoa; Chordata; Actinopteri; Salmoniformes; Salmonidae
Product: N-acylneuraminate cytidylyltransferase-like
Exons: 8
Coding region: 365-1480 (371 amino acids)
Molecular function (GO): N-acylneuraminate cytidylyltransferase activity
Source: RefSeq, a predicted model, not a curated record
CGGAUCAGAUAAUCGAAUCCCCUCAUUGAAGCGCGAUCAUCGUUUUCUUGACUUUGCCAGUUAACCCGUUACCAGAGUAAAUUCAGUAAAUAGUUCAACUGAAAUUGUUACUAUCGCAUCAAAAUGAAUCGUUGUUGUACCUCCGAGUAAAGCUAGCAGGUCUACGCCUCUUUUUUUACUGUGUCCAAAGUCAUUUGUAGGAUUUCCUUCACACAAUUUAAGCCGUAGUAGGUCAUGUAAACUAAGUACGUGGCUAGCUAGUUACAGUGAGUUAGAAAGCAAGGUGCUAGAUACUUCAGACGACUGCUAUCCAUCGCUACCGCUACAAGACUAUUGUCUGCCCACCCGGCUACUGAUCCUUUCAAUGGCCGCUACAAGAAAACGAACGCGAUCAGGCAUCGAAGAUGUGAGAGACAGAAAAGCAAAGGUUAUUAAAACCAGCGGUGAGAAGAGACACAUCGCAGCCCUGAUCCUGGCGAGGGGAGGUAGUAAGGGGAUCCCCCUGAAGAAUAUCAAAAUGCUCGCCGGUGUCCCCCUCAUCGGAUGGGUUCUGAGAGCUGCAGUGGACUCCAAACAGUUUGACAGUGUGUGGGUAUCAACUGACCAUGAUGACAUUGAGAAGGUAGCCAAGGCAUGGGGAGCUCAGGUUCACCGCAGGAGCCCAGAGGUGUCCAAAGACUCCUCCAGCUCUCUUGACACCAUCCAGGAAUUCGCCCGAUUAAACCCAGAGGUGGAGGUGAUCUGUCACAUCCAGGCCACGUCUCCCUGCCUGCACCCCUUCCACCUGAAGGAGGCCCUGGAGAUGAUCACCAAGCAGGGCUUCACGUCCGUCUUCUCCGUGUUCCGACGACACCACUUCCGCUGGCAGGAGGUGAAGAAAGGAGGUAGUGUAGCCACCCAGCCUCUCAACCUGGAUCCAUCCAACAGGCCCCGGAGACAGGACUGGGAUGGAGAGCUGUGUGAGAACGGAUCUUUCUACAUUUAUACCAGAGCGACGAUAGAGAGAGGCCUGCAGGGGGGGAAGUGGGCUUACUAUGAGAUGCUGCCAGAGUACAGUGUGGAUAUUGAUGUGGAUAUCGACUGGCCCGUGGCAGAACAGAGAGUACUGAGGUUUGGUUACUUUGGCCUGGACAAGCCUGAGGUGGUGCGUCUGCUGCUGUGUAACGUCUCCGGCUGUCUGACUGACAGCCGCGUCCUCAUCUCUGUCUCUGGAGAGGAGAUGGUCUCAGUCAACACCAGAGAUACUAUGGGUAUCCGCAUGCUGCAGAGAGAGGGAGUGGAGGUGAUCUUGAUCUCGUCCGGUGAGGACCCUGUGACCAAGGCCCUGGCUGACAAUCUAUCCCAGAGGACAGGCUGCGAGGUCAGGCAGCUGGGUAAGGACAUCCAGGGUGAGGUCACAGCCAUGAUGGACAACAGGGAUCUGGACUGGAAGGAGGUCGCCUAUAUGGGCCGUCUCAUCGUUAUUGGUGAUCAGGCCUAA